AUGGGUGUGGUGGUCAACAAAAUCCACCCGGAGUACGUCUCCGGAGGAUGUAAUCACUCCGCGCACGCUUUAGAUGCGGAUUAUUCUCAGAAUGUAAUCGUAUACGCGUCGAAUAAGAACGUUUUCGAGUUGCACAUUUCUUCGGGUGGAGUCGCGACGAUUUUGGGCGACGGCGUCGGUGCUGGUGGUUCCGACGCAAAAGAACGACACCACGAAGCGCCGGUGACGUGCGUGAAGAUUGUCGAGAAGAAGAAUGUAUCAGAUAACGAGAAUAAUACGAACGCGGUUAUCGUCCUCUCCGCCGACGCGAGCGGGACAGUCAUCGCGUGGGAGGCUGUUGCAGAAAAAGAAGACGCCAGAAAAAGAAAAUGGAUACCGAGAGCGAAUAAUGAGCACUCGUUCGGUCCAAUCACGCAAAUUGCCGCGAAACGCGAGACGAGUGAUUCUGUCAUCGUAGCUACGGUUGCCGCGGACGAUUACGUGCGUUUGUGGAAUCUAAAUGUCACAAACUGGACGAUGGAACAAGUCGGCGAGAAGGCGUUCCCUUCGCAACAUCGACCGAUGUGCGUGGACGUUUCCGAUCGUAUUUCUUCUACUACUACUACUACUACUAUUACUACUCCAUCAUCGUCUUCGAGUAGGUUUGUCGCGGUUGGAUGUGCGGAUGGUACAACGCGCGUAUACGCCGUAGAUACGAAGGCGGCGACGGAUUUCGAGUUUAUAACGGAAUUGGUUGGUCACGACGAUUGGGUUCGAGACGCAAAGUUUCAAUCUUUGACGAGCGAUAGUGAAAGUGAUAGUAAUAUGACUUUAUAUUUAGCCACAUGCAGCCAAGAUAAAAACGCGAGAGUUUGGAAAAUUGUCAUCAGAAACGAUACUUUAGGAGAAAGCGAAUCAACGAAUACGCGUUUGCCGUUUGAAACUUUAGCGGCGCCGCCGCGACCGCCUUCGGAAGUUUUAGGAGGCGCACGAGUGGACUUCCAGUUGGAAGCAUUACUUUGCGGACACGAAGACUGGGUGUUCACGUGCGCGUGGCGACCAUUGUCAGAGAAUAGUGACAAUCCUGUCCCAUCUUCUUUGCAUCAACAGCUUCUAACGGCAUCGGCAGAUCGCUCGGUAAACUUAUGGUCUCCGUCGAUGAAUGACGAGGCUGAUAGUAUGGGAACAUCACUUUGGUUUUCGUUAGCAUCGCUCGGGGAAGCUGGUGAAAACUGUCUUGGAUAUCGAGGCGCUUCGUUUUACGGUAGAAACUGUUUUAUUGCCCACUCGCAAUCUGGCGCGUUGCACGCUUGGGAGUUUAUCGAAGAGUUACAAUCGUGGGAAUCGCUUCCGGUAAAUUCUGGGCACACGGAUAAAAUUCGAGCGUUGGUUUGGGACAACGACGGUAGAUAUUUCUUAACGGGAUCCGAAGAUCACACGACGAGGUUGAUUGGGUAUUGGAACGAAGACGCUUGUCGCAACACAAAUAGAAUUCAAACGCCGAAAGGGUGGCGAGAAAUUGCUAGACCGCAAACGCACGGCCACGCGAUAUCGUGUUUAGCAUUCGUGCCUCCGCCCAAGAAUAGGCAGUCUGGACAGACUAGCAGCAACGAUAGUCAAAAUAGUCAAAAUAGUAGUAAGAGUAGUCAAUCAUUUAUUUCAGGCUCGAGCGAAAAAGCUCUCCGUGCGUUCCGAGCACCUCGAGUGUUCUGGGAGCGCACGAAGAUUGGAAAUAUGAACGUCGACAACGUGGACGUUUUGAUUGUUUCUGGUGAAGGCGCCGCCGAAGCUUCCGCGCUCGGUUUAUCAAAUAAAGGCGUGCACAACACCAAUAAUAACAACAACGAAAAUGUAGACGCGAACGUAGAGUUACUCCAAGAAGAGCUUUCGAAAGCAAAUUUAGAUGUAAAACACGGCGGCACGAUUGUUGAAGAGUACUUGGCGACGAACACGUUGUGGCCGGAAACGUCAAAACUGUACGGUCACGGCGACGACGUUUUCUCCGUCGCCGCGCAUCCGAGUGGAAAGUUGCUAGCGUCUGGUGCAAAAGGAACGAAGGAGUCGACGGCUGAAAUCUUACUCUGGGAGCACAACGAAACGCACAACGAUUGGCGGAUGGUGGAAUCGCUGUUAGGACCGACGCUCACAGCAGUCGCUUUGGAAUUCUCAAACGAUGGAGGGACGUUAAUUGUCGCCUCGCGAGAUCGACACGCCUGCGUAUUCACUCGGAUUUCCGACGAUUCUAAGGAUUUAUCUGAAGGAUGGUUGUUAACGAACCGAUUUAAAGCGCACGCGCGAGAGAUGUACGAUUUGGCGUUCUUGAACGAUAGCCUCUUCAUCACGGUCGGACGCGACAAAAAAGUAAACGUGUGGCAAAUAAACGCGUCUUCGUCGUCCUCGUCUUCAGAAGAAGAAAUGAAACCAUCGUGGUCGUCCGACUCCGCGUGUUCGUCUGCGCCGACGUGUGUGAGUGUUUUGAACGACGUAACCUUCGCCACCGGGCACGAAAACGGUUCGAUUAAAAUCUGGACGCGAAAGGGCAAAGACGACGACGACGACGAAGACAGCGUGAAGUGGAGCGUCGCCGGUGAUAUUCCAAACGCUCACCGCGCCGAAGUGACGAAAGUAGCUUUUAAACCGUCGUCAUCAGAGAUAGUUUUAGCCACGUGCGGUGCCGAUCAUGUCACGAGAGUCUACCGCAUAACAGAACUGUGA
Molecule: messenger RNA, 2694 nt
Organism: Bathycoccus prasinos
Lineage: Eukaryota; Viridiplantae; Chlorophyta; Mamiellophyceae; Mamiellales; Bathycoccaceae
Exons: 1
Coding region: 1-2694 (897 amino acids)
Biological process (GO): tRNA wobble uridine modification
Cellular component (GO): elongator holoenzyme complex
Molecular function (GO): protein binding
Source: RefSeq, a predicted model, not a curated record